Messenger RNA from Pseudo-nitzschia multistriata, 1681 nucleotides. The record is from the annotation of a GenBank genome assembly. Lineage: Eukaryota; Bacillariophyta; Bacillariophyceae; Bacillariales; Bacillariaceae.
GUGCAUUCAAGCGUAGCAUCAGAUAACCAAGGAAGUCUCAAUCACUGCCGAAAAUUAAUAACCGACGCGAUGGCAUCAUUGUCCCACAUCCCGAAGCCUCACUGGCUUCUUUUCAACCCCUACUUGACGACGAAAGAGAAAAUCAUUUCCUUUCUUAUUGAUUUCGUCUUUUACAUGAUGAACUUGACGGGCCUUCAAGAYAUAGAGAUGGGAGGUGUGAAAUGCAAAAAAAUUUUGCUGAAGGCUCGACAAUCGAUGGUAGGCAUGUCUAACGCGRGUAGUAAAAUGGAACUAAAGAAUUGGUUGGCCGCAACGCCUGCAGGUCUCAUAGCCGAAUCUUCUGGGUCAAUCCCAUUUCGAAAGAACAUUCUACGGGAGUGGAAUAUUAUAGACGAAGACACAGUGCUCCCGGAUGUCGCAUCCAAAGACCGAAAGGGGGUUGGGGUACUCGUCCGUUUUCCUGCAUCGUUGUUGCCCGACGAAUUGAAAGAAAACGGAAAGAUUUUGGAUGAUUCUGAAUGCCUAGCGGUUGACUUUGGCAAGGUUGACUGGAAAGUGUUUUCUCCCGAAGUUCCAAUCAUUAUACUAUUCCAUGGAGGUGGAAUGAACAUUGGUGGGCCCAACGACACAAUUUUAGUUGAAGACAUGUCAAGACUAAUUCAAAACUGCCCAUCGCAAUCAUCCCGUGACAUCAUCACUGUCAGUGUCGACUACAGUUUGGCACCCGAAGAUCCAUUUCCACUAGGAGUCAUGGAUGCMCUCUCAGUUGUAGAUUACUUUCUUCGCGAAAAUAGUAUUCGAAAAGGAGUCCACAUCACCGGCACGUCUGCUGGAGCGAAUUUAUCCCUCGUCUGUGGUUUCGAAAGCUUUCGAAGGUUUCCUGGUAGAAUCCUAUCUAUUCAGUCACAAGCUCCCAUGCUCGAUCCUUCGAGUGCCUCUAUGAGCUACUACAUGAACCAAAGGUCGUAUCCAAGUGUGAGCUGGCUCCGUUGGUCUUGGCAAGCCUACCUGGGGCUGGAAAAGAUAGAAUACAAGGACGAUGGMGACAACGAAACACCAUUGGAGAAACUUUUGCGAAAGGAUUCCAAUCACACCUCCUGGAAAAAAUGGAAGACCGAAACCUAUCCCUCGGAAGCGCUUCACAGACUGGUCAACCCGCUGCUAGGAAUACCCGAUGGUCUCAAUAUCGACAACUGCAACGACGAAGGGACGAAGAAACCCCCUACCAUCAUCGUGCGGUACUACCAGGGGGAUCCGUUGUACAGCGACGGAAAGGCCGCAGAGACCGCUCUAAAACCAAAAACGGGUUCCAAUGCAAACUUUUAUGAGGAACUCGGGCUACACUGUGGGAUCCUUGGUCCGUAUAACCCGGAUGCUCCCCAGGAGUUCUGGACCGUUUGGUCCGAGGCACUUUUCCACGGCGGCGAUUGAGUACCACACUUCAAGCAAUAAAAGGGUUUCACAAGGGUAUUGCUUUCCAAACAYAUACAGCAAUUACAUCCUACAACAUCCUGUGCGCCUAAGAACUGUUUCAACGAACUCCKCCUUUUUCAAGCUACAAGUGCAUMCCUUUCCGGGACAGGCCAUCGUUCCUCUAAUUUYCCCCUCGUGGCAUGCUAUGCACUGGAGAUUUUCCUCUUCUACGUAUUUUCAUACGUUGCCAUAAAUUUUGAAUARGUAA